Molecule: messenger RNA, 1999 nt
Organism: Diospyros lotus (date-plum)
Lineage: Eukaryota; Viridiplantae; Streptophyta; Magnoliopsida; Ericales; Ebenaceae
Product: autophagy-related protein 18a-like
Exons: 3
Coding region: 197-1432 (411 amino acids)
Biological process (GO): autophagy of mitochondrion; nucleophagy; protein localization to phagophore assembly site
Cellular component (GO): phagophore assembly site membrane; cytosol; extrinsic component of membrane
Molecular function (GO): phosphatidylinositol-3-phosphate binding; protein binding; phosphatidylinositol-3,5-bisphosphate binding
Source: RefSeq, a predicted model, not a curated record
AGAAUAGAGAAAUAUCGUCUCUGGUUUCCGUACGAACUACGAACAAAACAAGUGCCGCUUCCUUCCAAAUUCUCGGUCUCAUCUGCAGCACUACACGUCAAUCCCCGAAUUUACAGGCAGAAAUAAUAGGAACGGCAAUGGCGAUCUCACUGCAAUUUCUCCGAAAUUUCGACUAGAGAUCUCUUGUCUUCUCCCCAUGGACACUCUCCCUGCUUUCUCGUCCACUUCUUGGCCAAACCCUAGCCCUAGCGCCACCUCCAACUUCAGCGACCUGUCUCAGAUCCCCGACAACAUCCCUCCGACGAUGCUUCGAGACGCCGCCGAAGACGAGGACGAUGCUGUUCUUGGCCCACCCCAGCCCGCCCUCGUCCAAAGCCCUGACUCUAAUUUUCACGAUCAACGGCACUCUCACUCCAUUCCUAAUCUGCUCCAUGUUUCAUUCAAUCAGGACCACGGCUGCUUCGCCACCGGCACCGACCGCGGCUUCCGGAUCUACAAUUGUGACCCCUUCCGCGAGAUAUUCCGCCGCUAUUUCGAUGACGGUGGCGGCGUCGGCACCGUUGAGAUGCUUUUCCGAUGCAACAUACUUGCUUUAGUCGGCGGCGGCCCGGAUCCCCAGUACCCGCUGAAUAAGGUCAUGAUUUGGGACGACCACCAGAGCCGCUGCAUCGGCGAAUUGUCGUUCCGGUCGGAGGUUCGCGGCGUUCGGCUCCGGCGGGACCGUAUUGUGGUGGUUCUGGAACAGAAGAUCUUCGUUUACAAUUUUUCGGACCUGAAACUGUUGCACCAAAUUGAGACGAUUGCCAAUCCGAAAGGGCUUUGUGCCGUUUCGCAUGCUGCGGGUUCGUUCGUCUUGGUUUGCCCCGGGUUGCAGAAAGGGCAAGUUAGGGUUGAGCAUUACGCGUCCAAGCGGACCAAGUUUGUCAUGGCUCAUGAUUCCAGGAUUGCCUGCUUUGCCCUCACGCAGGACGGGCACUUGCUGGCUACGGCCAGCACGAAGGGCACUCUCGUGAGGAUUUUUAACACGUUUGAUGGUUCGCUGUUGCAAGAGGUUAGGAGGGGGGCAGAUAGAGCAGAAAUUUACAGCCUGGCAUUUUCUUCAACUGCCCAGUGGCUAGCAGUCUCAAGCGACAAGGGCACUGUUCAUGUUUUUGGUCUUAAGAUUAAUUUGGGAAACCUUGGGAGUGAUAAGUUACAUGGUGCAUCUGAUCCCAAUCGUGCCAUUUCAUCGCUCUCCUUCAUAAAAGUUGGAGAAAUUGCUGACAGUACUUUGAUGGAGAGGAUUUGGGUAAAUAAGAUUCUGGAAACAAUUAUGUGCAUAUUAAUCACUGCAGGGGUGGCAAAAAUAGAAUUGCUGUUGCCAGAGGUUCCUUCUUUUCAAUUAGAAAAUUGUCAUAGUAAAUGUGUGUUCUGGUGUAAAAACUUUCAAUAAGAUGUCAUGAACAUAACAAGGUAAUUUCUCUUAGAGAAGGAUUCCUUCAUUUCUUCCUUUUCCUUCAUUGCUUUCUGAAACAAAAAGUCCUUCAACCAUGCCAAAGAUUUUAAUAUUGCAUACUAUCACAUCACUUUCAUCUGUCUUUGGCUACCUUUUCUUCUGCAUUGAACAUGAUGGACAAGAUUUACAGAAUGAAGCUACAGGAAGGCAUUUAGGAUAUAACUCAUUGAUGGACCAGGAAUACACCAUUCAACUGGUUCUUUUCUCUUGGCACAAUCUCAGUUUUACAAGAUAUGUUUGACAUAUUAUUGUGAUCUUUAAAGUUUAAAGAAUUAGUUUUUUCUGUGCUAUUGACAAUGCUUUGACUUCUGGAUUUUGAGUGAACCAAAGACAAAUUGGUGUAUUUUUAGAUUGUUUGGGACAUUCGCUAAUGGCGUAUCUUGUUAAAACAGAGAUUGGAAUUCUGUUCCUUUAUUUCUUAUGCAAGUUCAAAUUCAUUUUGUAUUUAGAGUGAUUUUGGUCUCUGUUUCUUCAUUUUGAAUUGUGGGAUCUUUGAUGUUACUU